GAGAGCCUGGAGGAAUGUUGUCCAUGGGAGCGUGAUGGGUCGGGCACAUCUUUGCGACUCACAUAACCUGACAUUCUGGAGACAUUUCUCUAGUGAGCACAAGGGGCUGCUGAAGUCGGUGAUGCUCGAGUGCCUGGGUGGGCAUGUUUUGCUGGCCCCAAAUUGCAGGUUUGUCAGCAGCAGCAGGGCCUUCUUCAGUCCAGUGUGGAAAUGAUUGACAUCAAAUCCUCGUUGCUGAAGCUUGGGGUGGGGAGAAAAGAACCUAUUGCCAUUUUUGCAAGCACAUACAGCUCAUGAGAGCCCCAAAAGAAGCAGGCUUGACACAAGGCCAGUUGCCCACAGCGGCUGCUGCAUCGAACCUUUUGAUCUUUGGAUCAUUCCUGUCAUGUAGAGAUCUCGGAUCCCCAGCAGCAACUGCGCCUCGGGGUGUUGCAAAAGCUCAGAGUUCACUGGAGAACCCCCCUGGCAUUACAGCUAGCCAUCCAGGAAGGAGGAAGGCUUCGGGACCUGCGCGUUGCAUACUUAAAAACGACACCCCCUGCUGACAGAGGCUUUCCGAAGUGCUGUCCUCCUUCAGUGCUAACAAUGGCCAGGUGCUUGGACGAAUCGGACAUCAUGAUGGUGGAGGAGGGCUUCACCACCAGGGACCUCCUGGAAAACCUCCUCCUCGAUGCUGCCCAGCCGGGUAGCCGCAAGCCCUUUUUUGUGGCAGAUCUAGAGGCCGUGGUGAAGAAACACCUGCGCCUUCUCAAGGCCUUGCCCCGGAUCAAGCCCUUCUACGCCCUGAAGUGUAACCAUGGCAAGGGAGUGGUUCAGAUGCUGGCAGCUCUGGGAGCCGGGUUUGGCUGCACUAACAAGGCAGAGGUGGAACUGGUGAAGAGCACUGGGGUCCCGUCGGACAGGAUCAUCUGCACCAGCCCCUGCAAGCAGAUCUCCUUGAUCAGAUAUGCGGCUCGCCAAGGGCUGCAGCUGAUGACUUUUGACAACGAAGUGGAGCUUGGGAAGAUAGCUCGGAGCCACCCAUCUGCCAGAAUGAUUCUCUGCCUGGCUGCCGACGACUCCAGGUCUUCCUCCCGCCUGAGCAUGAAGUUUGGUGCCACCCUUAAAACCUGCCGACACCUGCUCGAGACAGCGAAGGAGAUGAACGUUGAGGUGGUUGGCAUCAGCCUCCACACUGGCGGCAGCUGUACCGACCUGCAGAUCAUCACUCCGUCCAUAGCAGAUGCUCGCCUGGUCUUUGAAAUGGGUGCAGAGCUGGGUUACAAGAUGCACCUCCUGGACAUUGGAGGUGUUUUUCCUGGUGCCGAGGAGUCCAGAGGGCGCUUGGAAGAGACUGCAGCUGUGGUCAACUCUGCCUUGGACCUGUAUUUCCCAGAAGGCUGUGGGGUGGAGAUCAUCGCUGAACUCGGGCGCUACUAUGUGGACUCGGCCUUCACCUUAGCAGUCAACAUUGUUGCCAAGAGGGAGGUUCCCCUGCCAGGCUCCGAGGAUGAAGAGCCUGGUGGCAAAAAGAGCUUCAUCUACCAUAUAAAUGAGGGCGUUUACAGCUCCUUCGGCUCAGUCAUCUUCAGCAGCGCUUGCCCUACCCCCGUCCUGCUUAAGAAACCCUCUCCAGAUCUGCCUUUGCACAGCAGCAGCUUCUGGGGACCUACCGGGGACGGGCUGGACCGCGUUGCAGAAGGCCUGGAACUCCCCGAACUGCAUGUUGGGGACUGGCUGCUCUUCGAGAACAUGGGGGCCCACACUGUGCCAGCUGCCACCUCUCUCAGGGGAGGCCAGCAGGCGCAGAUUCACUACGCUCUGUCCAGAAUGGCUUGGGAAGCGGUUCAGCUCUUGAAGGGGAAACCGCUGCAUGCGGAGGAGGAAGAUGGCCGGGAGAGCGCGUGUGCCCCUCUGUCCUGUGGCUGGGAAAUCACCGACACGCUUUGCGUUGCCCCCGUCUUUGCUCCAGCAAGCAUCAUGUAAGCCAUGCCAGCCAUCCGGCAUGGGGCAGACCCUCCUCCCAGCGGAGCUGCUGCACCUUCCUUCUCCCCCUGCAUCUUUAGGAGCGGGUUCCUUCCCCUCACAGUGCUGCUGGUUUUUAAGUAUGCAACAUAAACCCUGUUCCUCCCA
Varanus komodoensis (Komodo dragon) is the source of this 2112-nucleotide messenger RNA. It is a transcript of the gene AZIN2, whose product is annotated as antizyme inhibitor 2. The coding region runs from base 586 to 1965 and encodes 459 amino acids. The transcript has 11 exons. The record is from RefSeq and is a predicted model, not a curated record. Gene Ontology annotation, cellular component: cytoplasm. NCBI's taxonomy places the organism in Eukaryota, Metazoa, Chordata, Lepidosauria, Squamata, Varanidae. Gene Ontology annotation, molecular function: catalytic activity.